AAUGUAGAACGAGCUUCAUCCGGAUCACUUGACUGCAGUGUUUCCGUGUCACGGAGUGACGUAGUGAUAUUUCAUGGAAACAGACAUGAGAAUAGAAACUUAACAGUGACAGUGUGACAGUGCUCGGUUAGACUGGAACACACAGUGUGGGAGACAGGCAGAGGCCGAUCAUGCAGCCGUCCUCGUGCGACACCUUUGUGGCUCUGCCCCCCUCCACCGAGGGUCAACGCAUCGUCUUUGGGAAAAACUCUGACAGGCCUUGUGAUGAAGUCCAGGAGGUGGUGUACUUCCCUUCCAAGUACCACGGUGCAGAGGAGAAGGUUGAGUGUACGUACAUGGAGAUUGACCAGGUUGCCCACACUAAUGCGGUUGUGUUGAGCAGACCAGCGUGGCUGUGGGGGGCGGAGAUGGGUGCCAAUGAGCACCAAGUGUGUAUUGGGAAUGAGGCGGUGUGGGGCAGAGAGAGUGCCAACGGCGACGAGGCUCUUCUUGGCAUGGAUCUUGUCAGGCUUGGACUUGAGAGAGCCGACACAGCUGAGAAAGCCGUGGGAGUUAUUACCGAGCUGCUGGAGAAAUAUGGUCAGGGAGGAUCUUGCAUGGAGGAUCAGUGUGACUUCACCUACCACAACAGCUUCCUAAUCUCAGACAGGAAGGAGGCAUGGCUGCUGGAAACGUCAGGGAAGUACUGGGCUGCGGAAAGAGUGGAAGGUGGAUACCGCAACAUAUCAAACCAAUACGGCAUAACAACAAAGAUAGACAAGGAACAUCCAGAAAUGAGGGAAUAUGCACGGAGCAAGGGCUGGUGGGACGGAAAGUCUCAGUUCAACUUCGCUACAGUCUACUCCUUCAUGACUACAGCCAGAAUAGAGGCCUCUGGGAGCCGCUACUGUGAGGGGAAGAAGUUAUUGGAAAAGAGCAACGGCCACAUCACUGCUGAGACAAUGAUGGAUAUCCUGAGGGACAGAGACAGUGGCAUCAACAUGGAGGGCACGUUCAUGUCUACAGGAAGUAUGGUGUCCGUGAUCCCCACAAAUCCCGCUCUGCCAGGGGUUCACUAUUUCACCGCCACUCCAGACCCUGAAAGGUCUGUAUUCAAGCCGUUCGUCUUCGUGGACUACUGUAUUCAGCUGAAGGAGACGACUUCUCCCAGCUACGGACCAAGCGACCCCGUAAAGAAGAAACCCCGCUUCCAGAGCAAGCCUGACCGCAAACAUGAACUAUUUGUCAAGCAUGAAGUGGUGGCCGCCAUCAUUGAAACUCACAAGGACAGAGGAAAGAAGAUCACAGACAGUAUGAGGCAGCUAGAAAAGGAGAAGAUGACACAGAUGGAGAAGAUUCUUUCAAGUGGUAUUGAGCAGCCCGAUUAUUUAGCCAAUUUGUUCUCGAGCUCUGUCCAGGAGGAGAUGGCUGUGUAUAGCAAAAGAUGAGAGGCCUGCAACUCACUUGUCGGAAAUAAAUAACGAUUCUCAAGAGUGACAGUA
Molecule: messenger RNA, 1481 nt
Organism: Scophthalmus maximus (turbot)
Lineage: Eukaryota; Metazoa; Chordata; Actinopteri; Pleuronectiformes; Scophthalmidae
Gene: scrn3
Product: secernin 3
Exons: 8
Coding region: 171-1427 (418 amino acids)
Biological process (GO): proteolysis
Molecular function (GO): dipeptidase activity; cysteine-type exopeptidase activity
Source: RefSeq, a predicted model, not a curated record